AUGCCACCGUCUGUUGAAGCUUAUCCUAGACAUAGAAGGAGUCGAACAGGCUGUUUAACAUGUAGAAAGGCAAAGCACAAGUGUGACGAAGGUAAACCCAUUUGUGGAAGAUGCGUUAGAACUGCUCGACCUUGUACUUACCCAUCCGCUACCACUUCGACAUCAACUUCGCUGUCAAUUUCAAAUGGAAACUCAAUGUCUAAUAUCGAUCCAUCAACAUGGACGGCCAUUUCAACAUCGAAUCAAACUACGGGUACUUUAGAGGUCAUCUCUCCAGCUGAAAGCUCUCGUAUGGCACAAUUCAACGGAAUGUCAAGAGCUGCACAAGCCAUCCCACCUGCCAUCACUUUAACGGACCUGCUAGCUUUGUCUAUCCCUGAUGCUCAUGAAAGAUCACUUUUGCAACAUUUCUUGUGCUUUGGCACCGUCAAUUUGCACGCUAUCCCACAUCCCAAUAAACCUAUCCACUGCUUUGACGUUACAGAAUGUUUUCAAAAUCGAAGAGGAACAUCAAUGGAAGUAGAUUCAUUCUUCUUAUCAUUAAUUUCAAUAGCGGCAGUACAUAGAUCUUCAAUGUUUCUACAAAUGGAAAGGAAAUAUCUGAAACAACCUCCCAUAGGUAGAUGGGGUGUGCCACCUUUACCUUCUUUACCACCAAACGAACGUCAAAUUGAAGAAUUAAGGAAAACAGGUAUACAAUCUUCGAAAGCUUCUAUUCAAUUAAGUAAAAUCUCAAUGUCAUUAAAACUUUCUUCGCCUUCGACCUCUUCUGCUUCUUCAUCUCUCUCCCCCCCUCAAGGGCAUGGGAAUGGAAAUGGAGUUGACAGUACAGAUACGAAUUCAAAUGGAAUCACAAAAUCAGUCGCAGAUAUAUUGUUAACAUCAAUAGUCUGUGUUUGUAUUUCUCAAGUCAUGUUAGUCUCAAAGGAAUGGAAAGAAGCUUAUCAAGUUGGAUUACAAAUCAUAAAAUUAAGAGGUGGUCCGCAACGAAUGUUGAAAGAAGCAAAAGAAAUCUCAACAGAAUCAAUGUUAAGGACCAGAGCUUUAUUGGAGAAUUUAGCUAUAAUAGACGUAUGGCAUUGUUUAGCUUCGGGAAAUUCUCCUACUUUAUUAGAGAAAGAAUUUCAACCUUGGUGGUUUGAUUUUGCAGAUCAGAUCACGGAUUCAACGCAUCCAGAUUCGUUUCAAUUCAUAUGUGGAAUGGAUAGAGGAAUGCUUGAAAUGGUGAAUAGAGUCAAUAUCCUAGUUCACGAAUAUCAAGUGUUGUCUAAAUUACCCAAUCAAGCGUAUUCGGCUAUCCACUCUCAGAAAGUGCAAGAUAUGUUACUGGAGUUAGAUAUUUGGGAAGUGACUAUUGGAUCUGCUGAUAGAUUACCCCGUGUUCAACUUGGUAAUCUGAUCAUAGCAUACACAAUGAGGGUCGUGAUCUCUGUUGAGCUACUCAAAUAUCCUCAUUCACACCCUACUGUACAAUCAUAUGCUUUAGCGGCGUUGAAUCACUUGGAGACUUCAAGGACUAUAUACACUGUGAAUAUGCUGGUUCCGACCAUUAUUGUCGGUUCGAUGAUGAUCGAAUCUGCGAAUAGAGACUUGGCUAGGAAAGUUAUCAAAGCUUUAAGAUCUGAUGUUAGUUUCUCGUAUGAUGUUGAAGAAACGGUAUCGAUCAUUGAGCAAUUGUACACCCAACGUGAUCAAGGUAUACCUGAUCCUUCCUGGAGACCGCUCUUACAAGAUAUACUCUUGUUGUAG
Kwoniella shivajii is the source of this 1749-nucleotide messenger RNA. RefSeq lists its product as uncharacterized. Gene Ontology annotation, molecular function: DNA-binding transcription factor activity, RNA polymerase II-specific; zinc ion binding; transcription cis-regulatory region binding. The record is from RefSeq and is a predicted model, not a curated record. Gene Ontology annotation, cellular component: nucleus. Bases 1 to 1749 code for a protein of 582 amino acids. The transcript has 9 exons. Gene Ontology annotation, biological process: positive regulation of transcription by RNA polymerase II. Lineage: Eukaryota; Fungi; Basidiomycota; Tremellomycetes; Tremellales; Cryptococcaceae.